Messenger RNA from Plectropomus leopardus (leopard coralgrouper), 1228 nucleotides. Lineage: Eukaryota; Metazoa; Chordata; Actinopteri; Perciformes; Serranidae. The record is from RefSeq and is a predicted model, not a curated record.
GUUCGACUCGAGCCGAGCGGUGCAGCAGCUGAGAGCCUGCGGAGUCCUGGAGACCAUCCGGAUCAGCGCCGCCGGGUACCCGUCCAGGUGGACGUACCCAGAUUUCUUCAGCAGGUAUCGAGUGUUGCUCAGAAAGUCCGACAUGAUGUCGUCCGACAAGAAGCAGGUGUGUAAAAACCUGCUGGAGACUCUGAUCAAGGAGCCGGACAUGUUCCAGUUCGGAAAGACGAAGAUCUUCUUUCGGGCGGGACAGGUGGCGUACCUGGAGAAGCUCCGCGCCGACAAGUUCCGCGCCGCCUGCAUCAAAAUCCAGAAGACGGUUCGAGGUUGGCUGCAGAGAGUUCGAUACCGUAAGAUCCGCAGGGCGGCCAUCGCUCUGCAGAGACACGGCCGAGGAUACCUGGCCCGCAGACACGCUGAGUUCCUGCGUCGGACUCGCGCCGCCCUCGUGUGUCAGAAGCAGCUGCGGAUGGUGAGGGAGCGGCGGGCGUAUCUGAGGGUGAGGCGGGCCGUGGUCACCAUCCAGGCGUUCACCAGAGGGAUGUUCACCCGCAGGAUCUACUGGGAGUUUCUGCUGCACCACAAGGCCAUGAUCAUCCAGAAGUAUGUCCGCGGCUGGCUGCAGAGGACCAAGUUCAGGCGGGCGCGGGACGCCGCCAUCACCAUCCAGUGCGGGUUCAGACGCGUGCGAGCGAAGCGGCAGCUGCAGCAGCUGAAGAUCGAGGCGCGCUCGGCCGAGCGCCUGAAGAAACUCAACACGGGGAUGGAGAACAAGAUUGUCCAGCUGCAGAGGAAGAUGGAUGAUCAGGUACAGAGACGCAGCAAGGACACCGCUCAAACGUCCCGCAGCUACACCGCUGUCACAUCCACACAGCACGCGGCAGCUACACUGCUGUCACAUCCACACAGCAUGCAGAGCUACACCGCUGUCGCAUCCACACAGCACGCCGCAGCUACACUGCUGUCACAUCCACACAGCACGCAGAGCUACACCGCUGUCACAUCCACACAGCACGCCGCUGCUACACCACUGUCACAUCCACACAGCACGCAGAGCUACACCGCUGUCACGUCCACACAGCACGCAGAGCUACACCGCUGUCACAUCCACGCAGCUACACCGGUGUCACAUCCACACAGCACGCCGCAGCUACACUGCUGUCACAUCCACACAGCACGCAGAGCUACACCGCUGUCACAUCCACACAGCACGCAGAGCUACACCGCU